ACCCGGCCCCAGACCCCCGCGCUCACCCCGCCGCUGCCCGCCGGGCCAUGUCGGUCCGCGAACUGUACAGCCGGCACACCCGGGUCUGGGUCCCUGACCCUGAGGAAGUGUGGCGCUCAGCCGAGUUAACCAAGGACUAUCAGGAGGGAGACAAAAGCCUCCAGCUCAGACUGGAAGAUGGAACGAUUCAGGAAAGCCCCAUCGAUGUCCAAAGCAACCAGCUGCCCUUCUUGCGGAACCCAGAUAUCUUGGUGGGUGAAAACGACCUCACUGCCCUCAGCUAUCUACACGAGCCCGCAGUUUUGCACAAUCUGAAGGUCCGCUUCCUAGAAUCAAACCACAUCUACACAUACUGUGGUAUUGUGCUUGUUGCCAUCAACCCUUAUGAACAGUUGCCAAUCUAUGGACAAGAUGUCAUCUAUGCGUACAACGGCCAAAAUAUGGGUGAUAUGGACCCCCACAUCUUUGCGGUGGCAGAAGAGGCCUAUAAGCAGAUGGCCAGAGAUGAGAAGAACCAGUCUAUCAUUGUCAGCGGCGAGUCGGGAGCCGGCAAGACUGUGUCAGCCAAGUAUGCCAUGCGCUAUUUUGCCACAGUGGGAGGCUCGGCCAGUGACACCAAUAUUGAAGAGAAGGUGCUGGCGUCCAGCCCCAUCAUGGAGGCCAUCGGAAAUGCCAAAACCACACGCAAUGACAACAGUAGCCGUUUCGGGAAGUACAUUCAGAUUGGCUUUGACAAGAGGUUCCACAUCAUCGGUGCCAACAUGAGGACGUACCUGCUGGAGAAAUCCAGAGUGGUCUUCCAGGCUGACUACGAGCGAAAUUACCACAUCUUCUACCAGCUGUGCGCGGCAGCCAGCCUCCCUGAGUGCAAAGAACUGGCUCUCACCUGUGCAGAGGAUUUCUUCUACACGUCGCAGGGCGGGGACACAUCCAUUGAGGGUGUGGAUGAUGCAGAGGACUUUGAGAAGACACGCCAGGCUUUCAUCCUCCUUGGAGUCCGUGAGUCCCAUCAGAUAAGCAUUUUUAAGAUAAUUGCUUCUAUUCUGCACCUCGGAAACGUGGCGAUCCAGGCAGAGCGUGAUGGCGAAUCCUGCAGCAUCUCGCCCCAGGAUGAGCACCUGAGCAACUUCUGCCGCCUGCUGGGUGUGGAGCAGGCGCAGAUGCAGCACUGGCUGUGCCACCGCAAGCUGGUCACCACCUCAGAGACCUACGUAAAGACCAUGUCCCUGCAGCAGGUGGUCAACGCACGCAACGCCCUGGCCAAGCACCUAUAUGCGCAGCUGUUCAGCUGGAUUGUGGAGCAUGUGAACAAGGCCCUGCACACGUCCCUCAAGCAGCACUCAUUCAUUGGGGUCCUAGACAUAUAUGGGUUUGAAACCUUUGAGGUCAACAGCUUUGAGCAGUUCUGCAUCAACUACGCCAACGAGAAGCUCCAGCAGCAGUUCAACUCGCACGUCUUCAAACUGGAGCAAGAAGAAUACAUGAAGGAGCAGAUCCCUUGGACCUUGAUUGAUUUCUAUGACAACCAGCCCUGUAUCGACCUCAUAGAGGCCAAGCUGGGCAUCUUGGACCUGCUGGAUGAAGAGUGUAAGGUGCCCAAAGGAACCGACCAGAACUGGGCCCAGAAGCUCUAUGACCGACAUUCGGCCAGCCAGCACUUCCAAAAGCCUCGCAUGUCCAAUACGGCCUUCAUCGUCAUCCACUUUGCUGACAAGGUGGAGUACCUCUCGGACGGCUUCCUGGAGAAGAACAGAGACACGGUACAUGAGGAGCAGAUCAACAUCCUGAAGGCCAGCAAGUUCCCACUUGUGGCCGACUUGUUCCAUGAUGACAAGGACCCUGUUCCUGCCACCACUCCCACCGGGAAGGGUUCAUCCAACAAAAUCAAUGUUCGGUCGGCCAGACCUCCCUUGAAGGCCUCCAACAAGGAACAUAAGAAAACCGUGGGCCACCAGUUCCGCACAUCUCUGCAGCUGCUCAUGGAGACCCUGAACGCCACGACCCCACAUUACGUCCGCUGCAUCAAGCCCAAUGACGAGAAGCUCCCCUUCCACUUUGACCCCAAGAGAGCAGUACAGCAGCUGCGAGCGUGCGGAGUGCUGGAGACAAUCCGCAUCAGUGCAGCCGGCUACCCAUCCAGGUGGACCUACCAUGAUUUCUUCAACCGAUACCGGGUUCUGGUGAAGAAGAGGGAGCUGGCCAACACUGACAAGAAAGCCAUCUGUAGGUCGGUCCUGGAGAGCGUCCUCAAGGACCCUGACAAGUUCCAGUUUGGCCGCACCAAAAUCUUCUUCCGGGCAGGCCAGGUGGCUUACCUGGAGAAGUUGCGGGCAGACAAGUUCCGGGCAGCCACCAUCAUGAUCCAGAAGACCGUGCGGGGCUGGCUGCAAAGGGUGAGGUACCGCCGGCUGCGGAGGGCCACCAUGACGCUGCAGCGCUACUGCCGAGGGCACCUCGCCCGCAGGUUGGCUGAGCAUCUGCGAAGGACCCGGGCAGCAGUGGUGCUCCAGAAGCAAUACCGCAUGCACAGGGCCCGCCUGGCCUACCUGCGUGUCCGCAAGGCUGCUGUGGUCAUCCAGGCCUUUGUCCGUGGCAUGUUUGUGCGGAGAAACUACCAGAAGGUCCUGGCAGAGCACAAAGCCACCAUCAUCCAAAAGCAUGUGCGUGGCUGGAUGGCUCGCAAGCACUUCCAGCAGCUCCGGGGUGCGGCUGUGGUCAUCCAGUGUGCCUUUCGGAUGCUCAAGGCCAAGCAGGCACUGAAGGCCCUCAAGAUAGAGGCCCGCUCGGCUGAGCACCUGAAGCGCCUCAACGUGGGGAUGGAGAACAAGGUGGUGCAGCUGCAGCGCAAGAUAGAUGACCAGAAUAAAGAGUUCAAGAUGUUGUCGGAGCAGCUGUCGACAGCCACCUCCACACACUCCAUGGAAGUGGCAAGGCUGAAGAAGGAGUUGGCCCACUACCAGCAGAGCCGUGAGGAAGACAGCAGUCCCCGGCUACAGGAGGAGCUGGACAACCUGCAGGCAGAGCUGGACAGGGCACAGUCAGAGCGCAAGGUCCUGGAGGACACGCAUGCCCGGGAGAACAGCGAGCUGAGAAAGCGCGUGGCUGAGCUGGAGCAGGAAAAUGCGCUGCUGAAAGACGAGAAAGAGCAACUCAACCAGCAAAUCCAGCGCCACUCGAAAGAUGAGUCUGCCCGGAGCUCUGCCCAGGGCGAGGCACUGGUAGUGAAGAAGGAGCUGGAGGAGGAACGGUCCCGCUACCAGAACCUUGUUAAGGAAUACUCGCGGCUGGAGCAGAGAUAUGAUAACUUGCGGGACGAGCAAACCCCAGGCCAUCGGCGGAAUCCAUCUAACCAGAGCAGCUUAGAAUCUGACUCCAAUAAUCCAUCCAUCUCCAUGUCCGAGGUUGGUGACACAGAGGAUGCCCUCCAGCAGGUGGAGGACACUGGCCUGGAGAAGGCAGCCAUGGACCUGACAGUUUUCCUGAAGCUGCAGAAGAGGGUCCGGGAGUUGGAGCAGGAGCGGAAGAAGCUGCAGGUGCAGCUAGAGAAGCGAGAUCAGCAGGACAGCAAGAAAGGCCAGAUGGAGCCAGUGAAGAAUGAGGUGGACUUGGCCCAGGAUGAGGAUCUGGCCUACAACAGUCUGAAGAGACAAGAGCUGGAGUCAGAGAACAAGAAGCUGAAGAACGACCUGAACGAGCUGAGGAAAGCCAUGGCCGACCAUGCUAUGCAGGCUAGCUCGCCCUACGGCUCCACAGAUGGCUACAGCCUGCUGCUGGACCAGCUCCGGCUGGCCAACGAGGAGCUUGAGGUGCGCAAGGAGGAGGUGCUCAUCCUGAGGACACAGAUCGUCAGUAGUGACCAGCGCCGUCAUGCUGGCAGGAGCACGGACAUUAAUGCCAGGACAAGUUGGCCCAACAGUGAGAAGCACGUGGAUCAGGAAGAUGCCAUCGAGGCCUAUCAUGGAGUCUGCCAGACUAACAGGUUGCUGGAGGCACAGCUGCAAGCCCAGAGCAGAGAGCACGAGCAGAAAGUGGAGCAGCUGCAAGCACAGGUGGAGGCACUGCGGGAGGAGCUGGACCGGCAGCAGCAGACCUUUGCCCAGACCCUUCUUCUCUCCCCGGAGGCCCAGGUGGAGUUUGGCGUCCAGCAGGAGAUCUCUCGGCUGACCAACGAGAACCUGGACCUGAAAGAAGUGGUGGAAAAACUGGAGAAGAACGAGAGGAAGCUCAAGAAACAGCUCAAGAUUUACAUGAAGAAAGUACAGGACCUGGAAGCUACCCAGGCACUGGCCCAGAGUGACCAGAGGCGGCAGGAACUUCACAGGCAGGUGACAGUGCAGCGGAAGGAGAAGGACUUCCAGGGCAUGCUGGAAUAUCACCAGGAGGACGAGGCCCUGCUCAUUCGCAGCCUGGUCACAGAUCUGAAGCCACAGGCGUUGGUGGGUGCUGUACCCUGCCUGCCCGCCUACAUCCUGUACAUGUGCAUCCGGCACGCAGACUAUGUCAACGACGACGUCAAGGUGCACUCCCUGCUCACCGCCACCAUCAAUGGCAUCAAGCGGGUACUCAAGAAGCACAGUGAUGACUUUGAGAUGACAUCCUUCUGGCUGGCCAACACCUGCCGCCUCCUGCAUUGCCUGAAGCAGUACAGCGGGGAUGAGGGCUUCAUGACUCAGAACACAGCCAAGCAGAACGAGCACUGCCUCAAGAACUUUGAUCUCACCGAGUACCGCCAAGUGCUGAGCGACCUGUCCAUUCAGAUCUACCAGCAGCUCAUCAAGAUCGCAGAGGGUGUGCUGCAGCCCAUGAUCGUGUCAGCCAUGCUGGAGAAUGAGAGUAUCCAGGGCCUGUCAGGGGUGAAGCCCACGGGCUACCGCAAUCGCAGCUCCAGCAUGGUAGACGGCGAGAACACGUACUGCUUGGAGGCCGUGGUACGGCAACUGAACACCUUCCAUAUGGUCAUGGGUGACCAGGGCCUCGAUCCUGAGAUUGUCCUGCAGGUGUUUAAGCAGCUCUUCUACAUGAUCAAUGCCGUAACCCUCAACAACCUCCUGCUCCGGAAGGAUGUGUGCUCCUGGAGCACAGGCAUGCAGCUCAGGUACAACAUAAGUCAGCUGGAGGAGUGGCUUCGGGGAAGGAACCUUCAGCAGAGCGGGGCAGCCCAGACCAUGGAGCCCCUCAUUCAGGCAGCCCAGCUUCUGCAGCUGAAGAAGAAGACCCCUGAGGAUGCUGAGGCCAUUUGCUCCCUGUGCACGGCCCUCAGCACCCAGCAGAUUGUCAAGAUUUUAAACCUUUAUACACCUCUGAAUGAAUUUGAAGAAAGGGUAACAGUGGCCUUUAUACGAACAAUCCAGGCGCAGCUACAAGAGCGGAAUGACCCUCAGCAGUUACUGCUAGACUUCAAGCAUAUGUUUCCUGUUUUGUUUCCCUUCAAUCCAUCUUCUCUGACCAUGGACUCCAUCCACAUCCCGGCCAGCCUCAAUCUGGAGUUCCUCAGUGAGGUGUGAAUGCAUCUACUUUGGGUUCAAGUCCCAGUGAGGGCAAAGAAGGAGCCCGGGACAGUGCUAGCCAUCAGACAGAGCCCUGAUGAGGUCGGAACUCUACAAAAGAUACCUAGUUUUUGUCUCUCGUACUCAGAAUAAAAGCACGUGAACUAUGGAA
This is a messenger RNA of Suncus etruscus (white-toothed pygmy shrew), 5658 nucleotides long. RefSeq names its product myosin VB (gene MYO5B). The transcript has 39 exons. Gene Ontology annotation, cellular component: vesicle; actin cytoskeleton; myosin complex. NCBI's taxonomy places the organism in Eukaryota, Metazoa, Chordata, Mammalia, Eulipotyphla, Soricidae. The coding region runs from base 48 to 5504 and encodes 1818 amino acids. Gene Ontology annotation, molecular function: actin filament binding; microfilament motor activity; ATP binding. The record is from RefSeq and is a predicted model, not a curated record. Gene Ontology annotation, biological process: actin filament organization; vesicle transport along actin filament.